This is a messenger RNA of Penicillium argentinense, 435 nucleotides long. RefSeq names its product Zn(II)2Cys6 transcription factor. The transcript has a single exon. NCBI's taxonomy places the organism in Eukaryota, Fungi, Ascomycota, Eurotiomycetes, Eurotiales, Aspergillaceae. The record is from RefSeq and is a predicted model, not a curated record. The coding region runs from base 1 to 435 and encodes 144 amino acids.
AUGGCCAACUCCCUAUUUCCGGGCUUAUCGGACGGCAAGGACUCAACGAAAAAAGCAUAUGAAAUCCUCGACGAAAUGAUCGGCAGAGGGAACAGGGUCGCGGAAGUCCGUAAGCUAGAACUGCUUGGACUAAAGCGUCUGUUCGGCGAGCUUGCCGCAAGUGUUGAAGAACGAGGACUUCGAACUCUGACAUUGCUGGAUCCUAAGGAUAUGCUGGGUCCGAGUACGGGCAUGAUGAAUGAUGGUUCUCAGUUACCAGUGAUGCCGUGUACGGAUCCUGAGGGAAUGGGACAGUCGCUCAAUGGACAAGAUAAUUCUUCUUUUGUUAAGUCUGAUCCGCAAUUGCUGUGCGAUGCGGAGUUCCUGGAUAAUAUUGGAAUUUCGUCGUCCGAGUUUCUUUCAAUCAUUGAUCAGAUGGGAUAUUCUGAUCUUUAG